Molecule: messenger RNA, 2049 nt
Organism: Vespa velutina
Lineage: Eukaryota; Metazoa; Arthropoda; Insecta; Hymenoptera; Vespidae
Gene: Xpac
Product: DNA repair protein complementing XP-A cells homolog
Exons: 6
Coding region: 142-1002 (286 amino acids)
Biological process (GO): base-excision repair; nucleotide-excision repair, DNA damage recognition; nucleotide-excision repair involved in interstrand cross-link repair
Cellular component (GO): nucleotide-excision repair factor 1 complex
Molecular function (GO): damaged DNA binding
Source: RefSeq, a predicted model, not a curated record
UCUCAAGAAGACAAUAUUGGCGCGUUCUAUGUAAUUCGUUCAGUGUAUUAAUCUUAGGCCAUUAGGACGGAUUAGUAUAUACGAACAGUAUAUUAACAUUUAAUAAGCCGUUUAUUUUUGAAGAAUUUUUAAUGCAAUAAAAUGUCGAUUGAAAAUGCAAAUAAUAAAAGUAAUUCCAUUGAAAGUGAAGAUGUAUCAUCCCAAAUGAAACAGGAACUUAAGGAUAGAGCUGAAAGAAACAGACAGAAGGCAUUAUUGUUAAAAAAUUCUAAACUUGUAGCUCAUCCAUAUGCAAAAGGUGAAAAUGAUGAAUCUUCCAAGGGUAGAGCAAUAAAGGUUCAAGGAAAACGUGUUGUUGAUAGCGGAGGUGGAUUUCUUAUAGAAGAAAAUGACGAAUUGGAACAACAAAUGAUAAACAUCGUAACAGAACCUGCACCCUUUAUCAGUUCAUUACCUCAUUGCAAUGAUUGUAAUAAAGAAUUUAAAGAUUCUUAUCUUCUUCAGACUUUUAAUUUGGAAGUAUGUGAUGCAUGCAGGGAUAGUGAAGACAAACAUUCUUUGAUCACCAAAUCAGAAGCUAAACAAGAAUAUUUGUUAAGAGAUUAUGAUUUUGAUAAAAGAGAGCCAGCAUUAAAGUAUAUCGUUAGAAAAAAUCCUCAUAAUCCACGUUGGGGUGAAAUGAAGUUAUACUUACAUUUACAAAUAGAACAAAGAGCUUUAGAAGUUUGGGGCUCAGAAGAGAAAUUGUUAGAAGAAAAAGAAAAGCGUGAUUUGAAGAAAGAGGAAACGAAAAUAAAACAUUUUAAUAAAAAGAUUAAAAGACUGAGAAUGCAAGUAAGAAGUUCUCUCUACAAUAAAACGACAAAGGCCAAUCACGUUCAUGAAUUUGGAGAGGAAACUUAUAAUGAGACUGAUGAUACGUAUUCCCAUACAUGUUUGUCAUGUGGAUAUGACGAAAUAUAUGAAAAAAUAAUACAUCAUAAAAAUCUUAUCUGCAGUUAAUGGACCCAUAGUGUGACUUCCUCGAGAAAGCUGCAGCAAAUGUGAAAUGUUAAAUACGCGCUUGACAUAAAUAUUAUAAUGAUCAAGAGUUUUUUGUUUUUUUUUAUUCAAAUAAUUACCUCGAGAAUGAGUGAUAAGCACGCGGGAUAGAAUGUCAAGAACACAACGUAAUUCACAAUUGCACCAAGACAUGCAAAACUGCAGAGCGUCUCUAAUCGUUUAAACCCUGAUAAAGAGCCUAUUCCAAUGAGAAGUGUUUCGACUAGAGUAUCCAAUGUUAUGGUUGGACCCAAAAGAGACAUACCGCGUGCAAUAUUAGUGCGUACUUCUUCUUGAUUUCUUGAACUUAAUGCGAACUGUGCUAAUAUAGCAGCUUUCGAAAGAUCAAUCAAUAAUAAGAAAAAGAAGAGUGCAUCCCUAUAAAUAAACAAAUUUUUGCAUAAAGAAUUAAGUCGACUACCUUAACUGAAAUAUAUUUUCUUAUUCCCAUCAUUACGAAAUACUUGAUAUAUAAAAUAUAUGAGGUAUAACAAUUUAGAGAAUUGUGAUGUCAAAAAAAGAAAAAAAAAAAAUAAAAUAAAAUAAAAUAAAAUAAAAUAAAAUAAAAUAAAUCUAAACGAUUUGUUUAUUACAAUAAUGUAUUUAAUUUUAUGAUAUAAAGAACUUACUUUAGAUCGAAGAUGCUACGACCAAAAUUUACGACACUAGAUGUAAAUAUUACGCUUGAAAAAAUUAUAAAUAAGCCAGCGAUACCUGCACAUAAAAAAAUAAUUAAUAAAAUCUUAAUAUCUAUAUUUAUUUAUUCAAAUGGAAUAUUAUAAAAAAAGAUUUUUGUUAUAAAAAUUGUCGUUUACAUUUAAUCUUUAAUAUGCAUAAAAGUGAAAUUUUAUAAAUAAUAUCGAAUUAUCAUUAUAAAUUUAUUUACCUAAUAUAUAUUUUGAACCGAGUUUCUGAAGAUUUCGAAAUUGAUGAUAUGUAAAAAGGAUUGCGAGACAUCUUAUUAUAGUCAUUACUAUAAUUUCCACAGCGUUCAAAUCCUAAUCGAUC